UAAAAGAGAAUCUAAGUGUGCCGGAGAAUCGAACCGCCGGCCUCUAGCUCCACGAGAAAAGCUCUCUUUUGCGCUCUCCCAAACCCUAGGAGGAGCGCGCACGGCGAGGAACAGGAAUGACGAGCCCGCGGGAGGAGAGCGUCUACAUGGCCAAGCUCGCCGAGCAGGCCGAGCGCUACGACGAAAUGGUGGAGUUCAUGAAGAAUGUCGUCAAGGCCGUGGAUGUGGAGGAGCUCACAGUCGAGGAGCGCAAUCUCCUGUCGGUGGCGUACAAGAACGUCAUCGGCGCUCGCAGGGCUUCCUGGCGGAUAAUCUCCUCCAUCGAGCAGAAGGAGGAGAGCAAAGGCAAUGAGGAUCAUGUGUCCAUGAUCAAGGAGUACCGCGCUAAGGUGGAGGCGGAGCUUAGCACUAUCUGCGACAGCAUUCUCAAGCUCCUGGAUAGCCAUCUCAUCUCCUCUUCCGCGAGUGGCGAGUCCAAGGUUUUCUACUUGAAGAUGAAGGGCGACUAUCACCGAUACUUGGCCGAGUUUAAGACCGGUGCCGAGAGGAAAGAGGCUGCCGAGAACACUCUCCUCGCGUACAAAUCCGCGCAGGACAUCGCUCUUGCGCAGCUGCCUCCUACGCACCCGAUUCGACUUGGACUCGCUCUCAAUUUUUCGGUCUUUUACUACGAGAUUUUAAAUUCCCCGGAUCGUGCUUGUACUCUUGCCAAACAGGCAUUUGACGAGGCAAUUGCCGAGCUGGACACUUUGGGAGAGGAAUCUUACAAGGAUAGUACUCUGAUUAUGCAGCUGCUGCGCGAUAAUCUAACGCUGUGGACCUCAGACAUGCAGGAGGAAGGUGCCGGCGAGGGAAAGGACGAAAAGCCGUGAGUAAAAUAAUACGUUCGAAUUUCGUUUUCUAUGCUGCUAGCUAGCUGUUAGACACCUCUCUCUUUCCUGCCUUGGUACUGUUGAUUUUUUUUGGUUCCUGAAUACAUUAUUUGGCUUGCACUAA
Messenger RNA from Selaginella moellendorffii, 996 nucleotides. Its product is annotated as 14-3-3-like protein 16R. Gene Ontology annotation, biological process: signal transduction. Gene Ontology annotation, cellular component: cytoplasm. The coding region runs from base 117 to 872 and encodes 251 amino acids. The transcript is spliced from 5 exons. The record is from RefSeq and is a predicted model, not a curated record. Lineage: Eukaryota; Viridiplantae; Streptophyta; Lycopodiopsida; Selaginellales; Selaginellaceae.